UUGCCUCCAUUGAGAAAGAGAUCUUAUCCGAUUGAGGGGAGAGAAAACAGACACGCUUUAGCCCUGGAAAACCUUUCAAACUACGCGUUUACAAAGGCACAUGGAGCCAUAACGUUCGAGUUACGAAAUGUACGCUACCGGAGGAGGAUAAAAUGUCAGCUUUACCGAACGCUUGGAAUUUUUAAAGCUCCGUUAAACGAACAGGAGGAAAGGCUUUAUUAACGAGCUAACUGACGCUAGCACAUUGAAGUGGAUGAAAACUUUGAGCCUGAGAUGAUUUGCAAUUGGGAUCGAAAAAACAAAAAAAACUCGCUUUCUCUUCUUCUUUUUCCACAUCAAUACGUUUUUGGCAUCACCUCACCGUAGGUUCGGCUUCAUUUGAUCGGAGGAGCACGUGAAAUAAUUGCUUUAUUUACCGCUUGCACAAUUCCAGCAUUGAUUCUCGCAGAAAUGGGAUUAGAGAGAAGUCGCUUUGCGAGGGCAGGCCAUGAACUCAACCUCAUCAGGCAAAACACAGAGCAGGCCUGUUGACUAGAAAUAUGUUGAUAUAAACAACUCAAAUUCUGCACUUACCCAUUCUGCUGUUGGACUUCAUUGAGGUCGCAAGGUCUGGAAAGGAAGAUUUGGAUCUGCUCUUAUAUGCCAUGUUUUUUGUUGUGACGACAGUGUCAAGAAUAAGAUAAAAGAGGAUCAGUAGUGGUAUUUUCGCCUUUUUAUUAGUGGGAUUUGAGACAAGCAGACACAGAGGAGUAAGAUGUCUAGUGCAAAAGAAAACCCUUGUAGGAAAUUUCAAGCAAACAUUUUCAAUAAAAGCAAAUGUCAGAACUGCUUCAAGCCUCGGGAGCUGCAUCUGUUGACGGAUCAGGAUCUCAAUCAGGCCAAACCAAUCUAUGGGGGAUGGCUCUGUUUGGCUCCAGAGGGGACCGACUUUGACAAUCCAAUGCAGAGAUCAAGGAAAUGGCAACGGCGAUUCUUUGUCCUAUAUGAACAUGGCUGCUUGCGCUUUGCAUUGGAUGAAUCACCAAGCACAUUGCCACAAGGAACUGUCAACAUGAACCUCUGCACAGACGUAAUAGACGCUGAACCCAGGACUGGACAGAAGAACUCACUGUGCAUCAUCACCCCUGACCAGGAGUAUUACAUCCGAGGAGACAGUAAAGAGAUUAUCAAUGGAUGGAGUGAACAGCUAGUGGUUUAUCCAAGAACCAACAAGCAAAAUCAAAAGAAGAAACGCAAAGUAGAACCAGCAACCUCACAGGAGCCAGGACCUGCAAAGGUAGCAGUGACUGGCUCAGGCAUCCCUGAUGCCGAGAAGACUCCAGACACCAGUUCUAUCAUAUGGAAAGAGGAGCUGCAGAGCAGAGAGGUGGAUGUGUCCCAGUCGUGGUCCGCUACUGAAAUGGCACCGCUUGGCUCACAGCUGCCCUCUGCAGGUGAGGGAUCAAUUCUGAGUCGGUGUUCAGAUCAAAGUUCUGUAAACGGUGACGAGUUGGACCGGAGCGGGCUCUCUUUCCACUCGGCUGUUUCCCAGACCUCUCACAGCCCCCUGUCCCCCACAGGCAGCUCUUCCAGCAGGCACAGCGGGGAGCUUGGGGGCAUCCCCCGCAGCCUCUCACCUGCUCCCAGCGACCCAUUCCCAUCAGGCAGCAGUCUGCUGUCCAACGGCUCCCAUAUCAGCGGCUCUAUGAGUUCUUUGGAUUCGGAUGCCAGCGGCAACACCGUCACCAGCACCGACAGCCACCCGACCGAGGCCACUGGCCGUGUCUAUCGCGCUCUGUCCCGCCGCAGUGACGGCGAGGCCCGCAAGGCGGAAAAACGCAGUCGUUUCCGCAGUCCUGAUAGACAGGAUAAAGAUUCUUUCUUCAGCCCUGAGAGAAGCGGGCGCUCAAAUGUGAUCGAGAAGCUGGAGGCGUUGGAGCUGGAGCAUGCUGAGAGAAUGGAGGUGGAAGAGACGAGCCGCAGUGGAGUCAGACAGGGCCGAAGUGAAAUGAGACGGUUCCAGAGGGAGGUCUCUUCAUUAAUCCCAUUUAAGGAGCAGAAGCCGGAAUCGGCACAAGGUUCAGACUUCCAUCACUCAACCCUGCCACCACUGAGAAGAGCCAAGUCACUGGACCGCAGGACUACCGAAUCAGUCAUGACACCAGACUUGCUGAACUUCAAGAAAGGUUGGAUGGUAAAACUCGACGAACAAGGCCAGUGGAAGAAGUAUUGGUUUGUGCUGACUGAUCACAGUCUGCGAUACUAUAAGGAUUCUAUUGCUGAAGAGGCAUGUGAUCUUGAUGGAGAAAUUGACCUCAGUUCAUGCUAUAAUGUUACUGAGUAUCAAGCACAACGCAACUAUGGCUUUCAGAUUCACACUCAGGAGGGGGUUCAUACACUCUCUGCCAUGACGGCAGGAAUUCGACGCAACUGGAUCCAAGCAGUUAUGAAAAAUGUCCGGCCGUCCACCGCCCCAGAUGUUGCCAGCAGCCUGACGGAUGACCACAGUUCUUGCGGACCAUUUGAGAGUAGCCCUGACAUCACUCAGGAUUCCAAGGCUUCCGAGACAUCCUCCGUAGAGUGGAACAGCGGAGUCAAGAAGAGUCGGGUGAGGGAACGCAGACGUGAAGGCAGGUCCAAAACUUUUGACUGGGCUGAGUUUCGACCUAUCGCCCAGGCCCUGGCCCAGCAGAGGGCGAAUGAAGCAAACACCUUGCAGGCCGAGAUAACUAAUGAGCGCAACAAGAGGAGAGAAGAAAGGCGGAGGAGAUAUGAGAGUGUCACCGGCUCAUCUUUCGAUCCUGUUGCUGAUGGUGCAAAGAUGGACUUUGAGAGUGGGGGCGUGGUCCAGGUAGAUGAACCACCCCCUUCUGUGGAGCGGCAACAGAAAGUUGAGGAUGAGAUAGAGCAGCGCUGGCAGCAGGUGGAGAAGACGCCCAUCAGAGAGGAAAAGAGAGUUACCUUGCUCUCAUCUUUUCAGACUAGAGACACGUCAGAGCUAGAGAAGCUGGUAGAGAGCUACAAAAAAGGGGUGGAAGAGCUCAAGGCCCAGUUGGAGAGCUGCCACCAGCAACUGAUGGACUCCAAUCGCCACAAGCUUGAACUAGAGGGUCAGCUUAAAGAUGCUCUAGAGCGGGAACAGCAGAUCCGUGCUGGUUACAUUUCACCGCUGGAGUCACCUUUGAGUCUUGAGACAGAGCCACAGAUGAAGAGGACAGAACUGGCUACAUGUGAACGGGGCUUUGCUGCCAUGGAGGUGUCCCACCAGAAAGUGAUAGAUGAGCUGCAGAAAAAAUACCAGCGGGAACUGGAGAAGCUGCAGGAGGAUAAGGAGAGACUGCUGGCUGAAGAGACGGCAGCAACCAUUUCUGCCAUCGAAGCAAUGAAGAACGCACAUCGGACAGAGCUCGAGAGGGAAUUGGAUAAAGCACGCAAAGCCAGCAGCAACAAUGAAAACGCAGACAUUGAGGAAAUCCGCAGGCAACACGAGGAGGAGCUAAUGUCGUACCAGAGGGAGAUUGAGGUGUUAUCGGAACAGUACUCUCAAAAGUGCUUAGAAAACGCUCACCUGGCCCAUGCGCUUGAGGCUGAAAGACAAGCUCUCAGGCAGUGCCAACGGGAGAACCAGGAACUCAAUGCACACAACCAGGAGCUAAACAACAGUCUUGCAGCCGAAAUCACCAAAAUGCGCUCGAUGACGAGUGAAGAUGGUGGAGACGUUGUCAUGCAUAGCAGGGAAUUGUAUGAACUAGAGGUGAUGUUGAGGGUGAAAGAGUCAGAAGUGCAGUAUCUGAAGCAGGAGAUAAACUCUUUAAAAGAUGAACUCCAAACUGCCCAAAGAGAUAAAAGAUAUGCAACGGAUAAAUACAAGGACAUCUACACAGAACUAAGCAUUGUAAGGGCCAAAGCUGAGCGGGAUAUGGGCCGACUUCGAGACCAGCUACAGCAGGCCCAGGAAGCACUGGGGGAACCCGCACUGGAGGAUAUGGAACGCAGUGGUUACGAUAUCAUGAAGUCGAAGAGCAAUCCUGACAUUUUAAAGAUGGCGGCUGCCGCUGCGAAACGCUCUGAGCGUACCAUGAGGUCAAAGAGUCUCAAGGAAGGUUUGACGGCUGAGCAGAGACUUCACUUGUUUGACAACAAGGACACAAAGGACACUAAGGAGUUCUGAAAUUACGCGUCAACCUGCCUUGCUGCAUGUUAAUGAGACCCACUAUGUUUUAUCCCAGUAAAUAAUCACAUAAGAGACACACUGGUCACAGCAUAUAUUAAACAUGGUAUGAAGUUUAUAUUGUAUGUCUAUAGAAAGCAUUUCAUGCACUUCAGUUACUGUGACAUUGUUUUGUUAUCCAUUGCCAUGUCUUAAUGUAAAUACAUUGUUUUUAUCAUGCAUACAUGACUGUGUAAGCUACUGUUUUAAUUCUUUAGUUUGUGUGAAUCACCAGUGGAAUAAGUAAUCACGUAAUGAUUUGAGACGACAGAUUAUUGGUGGAUUAUACGCAUUUAACAAAGAGUAGAUAAAACCAUGUCAUCAGGCUCGAGUCACUCUAUAUGUGGUCAGUACGUACAUUCCCUUCAGUUUCAGUGAAAUGUGACAAAUAGUUUAAAUUACACAACACAAUGCUUGCAUUAAUAAACUUCUGACUUUUAAUAGCGUGACACCACUUUAAUGCCUCAAGUGUUGGCUUGAAAGUGUUACUUUUCCAUCUCAAAAUGUUUUAAAUAUAGGACCAUCUCAUACUAUAGUACAAUAAAGACGGUUAGAAUUGAUAUGAAUACACCUGGAGGGGUUCAUUCUGGUGUAUAUAAACAAAUUUAUAUGUUUCCAUUAUAAAAAUUAAUGGUCCACUUUAGUUGAAUGGUAGUUACAUUUUUUGGAUAUUGUUUCCUCAAGCUCAAAAAGCCUAGUGUUCAGUGGCAGUCCUUUGUAUUUAUUUAAAUGUUUUGGAUUUUUGUCUAACAUUUCCUUUCCUCUAUACAUUAUUGUAAAUAUACUGCAAAUGUACACAAACCGACAUGUUUAAUAGCAAUAAAUAUUUUUGCACCCUC
Messenger RNA from Triplophysa dalaica, 5028 nucleotides. RefSeq names its product myosin phosphatase Rho interacting protein (gene mpripb). The transcript is spliced from 24 exons. Gene Ontology annotation, cellular component: actin cytoskeleton. The coding region runs from base 755 to 4150 and encodes 1131 amino acids. Lineage: Eukaryota; Metazoa; Chordata; Actinopteri; Cypriniformes; Nemacheilidae. The record is from RefSeq and is a predicted model, not a curated record. Gene Ontology annotation, biological process: actin filament organization. Gene Ontology annotation, molecular function: actin filament binding.